Peromyscus californicus insignis is the source of this 803-nucleotide messenger RNA. RefSeq names its product DR1 associated protein 1 (gene Drap1). The transcript has 7 exons. Gene Ontology annotation, molecular function: transcription corepressor activity; core promoter sequence-specific DNA binding; transcription coactivator activity. Bases 105 to 743 code for a protein of 212 amino acids. The record is from RefSeq and is a predicted model, not a curated record. Gene Ontology annotation, cellular component: negative cofactor 2 complex; nucleus. Gene Ontology annotation, biological process: positive regulation of transcription by RNA polymerase II; transcription by RNA polymerase II; negative regulation of transcription by RNA polymerase II. Lineage: Eukaryota; Metazoa; Chordata; Mammalia; Rodentia; Cricetidae.
CAGCAGGACCCGGGGGAACCGCGGCGGGCCGGCGGCGAACAGGCCCGGAGCCGGGAGGCUGCGGGCGGCGGCGCUGGGCCCGGCGCGGCGGGAGAGGCCCCGAGAUGCCAAGCAAGAAGAAGAAGUACAACGCGCGGUUUCCGCCGGCGCGGAUCAAGAAGAUCAUGCAGACGGACGAAGAGAUUGGGAAGGUGGCGGCGGCUGUGCCUGUCAUCAUCUCCCGGGCGCUUGAGCUCUUCCUGGAGUCGCUGUUGAAGAAGGCUUGCCAGGUGACCCAGUCUCGAAAUGCCAAAACCAUGACCACGUCCCACCUGAAGCAGUGCAUUGAGCUGGAGCAGCAAUUUGACUUCUUGAAAGACUUGGUGGCAUCCGUGCCUGACAUGCAGGGGGAUGGGGAGGAUAACCACAUGGAUGGGGACAAGGGUCCUCGAAGAUGGACUGUACCUUCCCGAAGGGGCCGGAAACCAGGCAGCAGUGGCAGGAAGAAUGGAGGCACCGGAAGCAAAGGCAAAGACAAGAAGCUGUCUGGGACAGACUCAGAACAGGAGGAUGAGUCUGAGGACACAGAUACUGAUGGGGAAGAGGAGAUACCACAGCCUCCACCCCAAGCCAGUCACCCCCCUGCCCACUUUCAGAGCCCUCCAACCCCCUUCAUGCCCUUCACCUCUCCUCUGCCUUUGCCCCCAGCGCCCCCUGGCCCCUCAGCACCUGAUGCAGAGGAUGAAGAAGACUAUGACUCCUAGCGCCCACUGCCCCUUACCCCAGGCCAUAUACCCCCUUUAGUUAGUAUUAGUUGCUCUGGG